Micromonas pusilla CCMP1545 is the source of this 585-nucleotide messenger RNA. RefSeq lists its product as uncharacterized. Bases 1 to 585 code for a protein of 194 amino acids. The transcript is spliced from 2 exons. Lineage: Eukaryota; Viridiplantae; Chlorophyta; Mamiellophyceae; Mamiellales; Mamiellaceae. The record is from RefSeq and is a predicted model, not a curated record.
AUGGGGGGAUGGAAGGACGACCCGUCGCCGUCCCCGUCGUCGUCGCGGCGCGCGCCCGACGUCGACCGCGCCAAGCCGUUCGCGCCGUCGCGUCGCGACGGCGCGGCGGGCGGGGACUGGAGAGACGCGAUGCGCGACGUGAAGCGCGCGGCGAGCGCGAGCGGCGCGAGCGCGAGGGACGAGCUUCGUCGCGCGACGCGCGCCUUCUUCGACGCCGCGUCCGGCCGCGCGCACCCGCCGCUCGGGGACGCGAAGCCGAGCGAGAUCGCGGCGGACGUCGUCCUCCUCGCGCGCGCGAUCAACGCGAGCGACGCGUCGUCGCCGUCGCCGUCGUCGUCGCCGUCGCCGUCGCCGCCGCGCGAUGCGUUCGACGCGCUGCUGACGGAUCUCCUGAGCGCGGGGAGUCCGUCCGCGGGGAAGGUGGCCGUCGACGCCGAGACCGUCGCCGCGCUCGGGGCGUACUACCGCGGCGUCCUGUCGUCGCCGUCGUGCGCGCCGUCCACCGCGGACGACGCGCUGCGCGUGACGACGUUGCUCCUGCAAGAGGGCGGCGCGCACGUGACGCCCUCGGAGGAUCGACCCUGA